AUGCGGCUUCUCUCAACAGAGUCUCUCCAAUCAUCCAGAUCCGCCCUCCUUGCGCUCGUGAAAUCGGCCGGGCAAUCCAGAGAUCUCGCCCAGGCGCGCCGCGCGCACCACCAGAUCCUCGACACCGACUGCCGGAAUGAUCCCUACCUCGCCAAUCUCCUGGUGGAGAUGUAUGGCAAAUGCGGCAGCGUGGGCGACGCGCGAUCCGUGUUUGACUCCAUGCCCGCCCCCAAUUCCUUCUCCUGGGCGCUCCUCCAAUCGGCCUAUGCCCACAACGGGCAUCUCCACGCAGCGCGCGAGAUCUUUGCCCAAAUGCCCGAGCGAGGGAUCGUUUGCUGGAAUUCGCUCCUCGCGGGGCUCGCGCACCACGGCGAUGUCCGAGAAUCCAACGAGUUAUUCACGAAAAUGCCACAGCACGACAGAUUCUCGUGGAAGGCGAUGAUCGCAGCAUUUUCCCAGAACGGGCUUUUGGAGUCCGCGAAAUUGUGCUUUGAUGCCGCACUGGAGCGCGAUCUAGCCUCUUGGACAGUGAUCUUGCAAGGAUUUACGCGUAAUGGAUGCUUGGAUCACGCAAGAGAAUUUCUGGAAAAAAUGCCACUGUGGGAUGGAGUUUCUUGGACAGCUUUGCUUCAAGCAUUUGCCCAGGAUGGGCAUUUGGAUCAGGCAAUGCAUGUCUAUAGCUUAAUCCCUGAGAAGGAUAUAGUGGCAUCCACGAUCAUGAUGCAAAGCUACGCUCACCACGGUCGGCCCGACGCUGCCAAGCGGAUUUUCGAUGGGAUCUUGCGAGACAAAAGAAGCAUUGUGACUUGGAAUGUGAUGCUCGGUGCUUACACCCAGUCGGGAAAGCUGGAGCUCGCCAAGGAGAUUUUUGAUCAGAUUCCGGUCGAGAAAGAUUCCGCGACUUGGUCGACGAUGAUCCAGGCGUAUGCGCAAAGCGGAUACAUGACAAGAGCGAAGAAUCUCUUCGAUUUCUCGCCGAGAAAGUCUGUCAUGACUUGGAACUCGAUGGUCACGGCGUUUUUCAUCAACGGGCUGUUCGAUCAAGGGAGAGAAGUCUUCAGCAAAAUGCCGAUGCAAGACACGAUCUCCUGGAACGCGCUUCUUGCAGCGAAUGCCCAGAACGGGAAUCUUGAAACCACAAGGAUGAUCUUCGACGGCCUCUGCGACAAGAACGUUGUGUCUUUCACGUCCAUGAUCCAGGCGUAUGCUCAAGGUGGUCAUCACAAAGAGGCGCUAGAGCUCUUCUACGCGAUGCUACUCGCGGGAGUGAGGCCAAACGAGAUUACGUACGUUGGAGUCUUGAGCGGCUGCAACCACGCUGGGCUGGUCGACGCCGGAAGAGAUCACUUCUUGUCAAUGCAAGCUGACGAGGGGAUUGAUCCGGUGGUAGAGCACUACUGCUGCAUGGUGGACAUUCUUGGCCGGGCUCGGAGACUGGCAGAUGCCGAGGAGCUUAUCAACAGCAUGCCGCUGGAGCCGGACGUUGUUGCUUGGAAGUCUUUGCUCUCGGCUUGCAAGACUCACGGGGACGUCGAUCGUGGAGCUCGGGCUGCCAGGUUUCUCUGCGAGCUUGAAGCUGGAUAGGAGAUCUCGUGUUGAAAGUUAUCAUCUGAAACUCUUUGGCGCAAGAUAUACUCGGGCCCGAGAACAAGGUGGUUGUGACAGGAGCCUCGAACACUGUCAUUCAAGGAUACCACAAGAUUCUUCGACAGGCGGGGGCGGGCUAUGGUGUCGUGGAACUCGUUGAUUCUCGGCUACGCAGAGAGAGGCGAGGAAGAGCUCGCUCUGGGACUCUUCUGGUCCAUGGAAGCUCAGGGCUUCUCCCCGGAUGAUAGACCGUUCUCAAAGCGUGUACCAAGCUUGCCGAGAAGGUCAUCGGCCUCGACGGUAACUUGUUCGUUGCUAGCUCCCUUGGUCGACAUGUACUCCGAGUGCGGCAGCAUGCUCAGAGAGUCUUCGAUACUUUUGGCCAGCCCUCAUUCUCGGCUACGUUGAAAACGGUGACGAGAGGCUGGCUCUGGAAAUCCUCGACUACUUAAGACCAGGAGGCCUACUCCAUCGCCAACUCCCUCACCUUCGUGGCUGCUCUCAGCGCCCGCAUUGCGUCGAGGGAACCGGAUCGAGAACUCGAUGGAAGGAUUGUGAAGCUAGAAUCGCUGUCCAGGGGCAAACGCAUCCACGCACAAGCUGUAAGCUGCCGCUGCGACUCGGAUACCAUGGUGCACAUGUACGCCAAGUGCGGUACCCUGGUCGACUGCAUGCCUUGUAGAACAGUGGUGUCGUCGAACGUCCUGUUGCUCGGCUACGCAGAGAAUAACGAGGUCGAGCUUGGCCUCGACUUGUUCUCUCGGAUGAUUGCUGGUGACGAAAGAAUAGCACCAAUCUUUUGUCACAGCUCCCACACCUUUCUAAUUUGAAGACUUUUUUUUUA
Molecule: messenger RNA, 2431 nt
Organism: Selaginella moellendorffii
Lineage: Eukaryota; Viridiplantae; Streptophyta; Lycopodiopsida; Selaginellales; Selaginellaceae
Product: pentatricopeptide repeat-containing protein At4g02750-like
Exons: 1
Coding region: 1-1584 (527 amino acids)
Molecular function (GO): protein binding
Source: RefSeq, a predicted model, not a curated record